CUUCCGCCGGGAGUUGCAGGGUGGUGGUGCUGCUGCUGCUGCGGGUGGGACUGUCGCUUUAACGGUCCACGAGCAGGGCUUUGCGGCGGUAUUGGUGACGAGCCGAAGUCUACCGUGGUAUUGGGCUGGUGGUUAACUGGACGAUUGUUAUUUUUGUUGUGUAUGUGCGGUAACAAUAUGUCAUCGCCGAUCAUCGUUCCCGCCGUAAAGAAAGCAACAGCUGCGGUUAUCUUCCUACAUGGAUUAGGAGACAAUGGAUAUGGUUGGGCCGAAGGAUUAUCAAACAUUAAGAUGCCACACAUCAAGUACAUUUGCCCAAAUGCGCCAAAGGCUCCUGUCACAAUGAACUUCCAUAUGCAGAUGCCAUCCUGGUUUGAUAUCUUUGGACUUACUGUGGAUUCCCUUGAAGAUGAGGGGGGCAUCAAGAAUGCCGCAGAAAGUGUUAAAGCAAUGAUAGAUCUUGAAGUUAAGAAUGGAAUACCAUCUCAUCGAAUUAUUUUGGGAGGAUUUUCUCAGGGAGGUGCUCUGUCAUUGUACACAGCGUUGACAACACAUCAGAAGCUUGGAGGUGUGAUUGCCCUUAGCUGUUGGCUUCCACUUCGGAAUGCUUUUCCAGAGGCAGCUGCUAAUAGUCCGAACAAGGAUAUGCAUAUUCUUCAAUGUCAUGGAGAGGCAGACCAGCUUGUGCCUCUAGCAUUUGGUAAUCUUACUUCUAGUAAAUUAAAAACUAUCAUCAAUCCAGAAAAUGUCAUUUUCAAGUCCUACCCGAACGUGAUGCAUUGUUCUUGUUCUAAGGAAAUGUUGGAUAUCAAAGAGUUCAUUGAAAAGCAGCUACCUCCAAUCAACGAAUAAGACAUCAGAAGCAUUUUUUAAAGAAGCUGCACCAGCAUCUGAUUAUGAUUGACCCUAAUCCUUUCUUUUACUUGCCUCCAUAAAACGCCAAUCAUCCAUCAUUUUAACAUUUGCAUUUUACUGAAUUUGUAUUCUGUAAUCUUCACAAAGAAACUUUGCAUUACUUGAGACUGUGCUGCCUACUAGUUUAUAAAUAAUGAGUGUUGCAGUAGCCGCAGACAGCAUUUCAGAUGUUCAUCUAUGCUCAUGCUCAGAUGCUCCUCUAAAAUGUGAGCAUUACUUCUUGCUUUGUUCAGACUGAGAUUCAUUCUCUGUUGACUUAGUGUGGUAUUGGUGAGUGUAUGACCAUAUUGGGGCGGGGGGAGGAGAGUUACAAAUUUCUAUAAUCUCCCACUUGCCAUUUUAAUGCAGUAAAUCUUGUCAUAAAUAAAGGCCAUAUUUGAUAUCCAAUGGUUCUUGUUUCAUAUAAGUGUACUAUUAUGAGUAGUUUUAAAGUGCAUUUCUUCUCUUCAAAAAACAUUUUGACAUCACAUAGCACAGUAUAAAAACAAUACAAAGAAGUGUUCUAAUGGAACAACUGUUUCCAGGUUAAUGUGUAGUCAAAACUGUAUGAAGCCAAGAGCAACGUAACAAUUGUUACUGGCUCAUUUGAAUAAAUGCAGCUUGUUUAGGCAAUAUUAAUUAUGUAAUCUGCUAUACCAAUAUAAGAAACGGUUCUAAAUUGAGAAAUUAUUAGUUCUAUUGUAGUUUUAUUCUAUAUACAGUUCCAAGUUCUAAACUGUGCAGGGAUAUCUUUAUAUGAUUUGUAUAUUACAGUUAGAUUUGUGCAAAGUUGUAAUGAUGGAUUUGGCUUGUGUACUUUACUUUUUGUAUAAUGUGGAAUUUACCUACAUUUUUAAACAUGAGAAUAUGGAUACAUCUCGGUCUAAUACUGUAUAUGGCUUGUGUAAUACACAAUUCUAAAAUGCAAACAGGUUUCAGUGACAAGCAUGUUUCAUAAUUCUCAGAGUAGCAUGGUGGAAUUUAACAGAAGCAUCUAACUAUCAAUGUUUAAUUUAUUUCUGAAAUCUUUUGCUUUUGUACAGGAAUUGUUUUCUUAAAAUGUUAGUUCCCAAAGAAACAAGUUGAAAUUCCUCUUCAACCAGAUACAAAUUUACCAUCGAGUUUAAAAUAUAUUUCCAGAAAUAUAUUGUUCCAAUUGAAUGAACAUGCAAAUUUAAAAUAAUGCUUAAUUGGAUCUAGUAGCAAAAAAAAAUUGUGGCAGAUAGGAAUAUUUUGGGAAUAUGUUCACAAAAAAUGUACCUGACUUCAUUGGGUAAAAAGUGUGAAGAUUUUUGUUAAUUGAAUUCACUGCCGUGAAAUAAAGACCUGCAGUUUCUGUACAACAUGUAAAUGUGAAGAAAUGCUGCUAACAGCUGAUUCACAAAUACCUGCCAAGUUUAAAAUAAAUGUCCUAUUUUAGUGCAUAAAGUAAUUUCAGAAAAUGAACUAAAAAUAUGCCUUUAAAAUACACCACCAAUUGAUACUGGACCAUUAUGACUCUCUUGGGCUAUGUAUUUUUAGUUAUUCUCUAUGUAAUUGUUUUUUUUCCUUAGGUUAAAAUUGUUUAAAAUAUUUUCAAACCAAAAUCUUAUAUGGAUAAGAUACAUAUGACUCAAAUGUCCAGCCUAUGACAAAUAGACUUCUAACUGUUCUACUUGUACUGAUUUGCUGGUUUGUUCUGUUGAACUUCUGUGGGCUGGGAACUUUACAAAGGAUUGUCCCUAAUGCUGUUGUCUGAAGUGGUAAAUAAAACCAAAAUUAGAAAAGAAA
Molecule: messenger RNA, 2664 nt
Organism: Hypanus sabinus (Atlantic stingray)
Lineage: Eukaryota; Metazoa; Chordata; Chondrichthyes; Myliobatiformes; Dasyatidae
Product: acyl-protein thioesterase 1-like
Exons: 9
Coding region: 163-852 (229 amino acids)
Biological process (GO): protein depalmitoylation
Cellular component (GO): cytoplasm
Molecular function (GO): palmitoyl-(protein) hydrolase activity; carboxylic ester hydrolase activity
Source: RefSeq, a predicted model, not a curated record